AUGGACGACGGCCCGAUCCGCACCGUCAUCAAGACGUUUUCCUUUAAACCGCCGCUCAUAAAGAUUAAUAGCAUCCCUGUCGAAAACAAGGACGAUGAUGAAACGACGAUUGGUGAGAGUACACGUCUUGCUCUCGUCCCGCCGUCCUCGUCCAAGGCCAGUUCUGUCACAUUCGUGGAAGAGAAUCCCCAUGAUGCAUACGCCAAUCCCGACCCGAUAGUUCACACGCACGGCUGGAAGCCAGAAACGAUGCAGUCCCCCGUCCUCCUCGCCCUCGCCCUCGCUUCCCUGCUCAUCGCCGCUCUCCUCGAGAUUCUUGCGCAGAAAAGCGCCACUGAUGGUGCGCUCUCCAUUGUGGCCACCGCCGAGGACAUACCACCACUCGUCAGCUUUUCAUACUUGUAUCUGCCGACGAUCGUAGCAGUCCUCUACAGUCUGGCGUGGAACUGGGUCGAUUUGGACGUGAAGCGCAUGCAGCCUUGGCUGCAGCUGAGUAGAGAAAAGGGCGCGCUCGGCAAGGACUCCUUAUUUUUGGACUAUCCCGUGGAUUUCGUGGCCUUUGUCCCUUUUAAAGCGGCAAAGAAAAGGCACUGGGCAGUCUUUUACUCUGGCACCAUCGUCGUUCUCGUCUUUUGGCUACUUACCCCGAUGCAGGGCGCCGUCUUCGGCACUGCACCCGUCAUGGUAAGCCACACGACCAACAUGUCGCAUCCCAUGGCCCUCGUUGAGGCCUCCCAGCAAGCCCAGCUCCUGGACCCAGCCGUCCUCAACGCCGGCUACGCCAUCACCUGGCUCAGCCAGGAGUAUCCCGCCUUUACGACGCCCGACUACGCCCUCCUGCCCUUUUCGCCUUGCACCGCGAGCCACUUCCCCGCGCCGGCCGCCAACUGGACCGGCCGCACCGUGCGGUACUGGACCGAGCUCGCGUGCCGCCCCGCCAUCGUCGAGCGCCAUCCGGCGCUCUCGUGGGGGCCGGUCGUGGCCGACUUUCUCGACGGCCGCGGCUGCAACGCCUCGAACAUCAUGGUGCACCCGGGCCUCCGGGGCAUACCGCGCUACAUGAUGCUGUACGUCGGCUACCAGGACAGCGCCUGGGCCGAAGUCACCCUCGACACCAGCCCAGGGUGCCGCGGCCGCCCGGGCGCCGGCGGCAGCGCCGGCGCCGGCGGCGCCUGGAACGAGUUUCUCGCCACUUGGUCCGAGUGGGACAACAGCACCACGCCGCGAACCUCCGAGGUCCGCGGCGCCUUUUGCGAGACGUCGUACUGGCGGCAGCCCGUCACGGCGACCGUCGACGCCGCGACGCUCCGGCCCCUCGACGGCACCGUCGCGCCGCUCGCCGCGCCGGAGCGGCUGCCCGACGACGACAGCGUUUUCAACGCCUCGGCGUUUCAGUUCCUCCUCGGCGCGGGCGUCUCGUCGGUCGAGGGCGCGCCGCGCGAGUACCCGUUCACGACCCUGCUGGAGCAGUUUGCGCGGCUGGUCGACGCCGAGCUGCCGUUUCCGCUGUCGCCCAUGCUCGGCUUCGCAAUCGGCCUCUCGCGCGCCGGCAACGUCUCCACGGCGCGGUUUGCCGACCUGGACGUCGUGCGCGCGGCGUUUGGCGCGGCGCACCGCAUGCUCUUCUCCGUCGCGUUCCAGCGCCUCCUCGUCAACUCGACUGGCACGCCCGGCGUCGCUGGGGGGCAGGCACAUGUCGCCCGCUACGGCGUCGUGGUGAGCCGCGCCUUUUCGGCGCUCGUGGAGGGCGUCCUGGGCCUCGUUGCCGUCAUGACGCUGCUUCUGCUCUGGACGUGCCGGCGCGCGCCGAGCAUGCUCUCCGAGGACAUGUCGUCGCUCAGUUCGCUGGUGGCGCUUGUCCGCCAAAGCGGCGGCGGCGGUGGCGGCGACGACGGCACAGAGCUGCAGGAUGUGUUUGCCGGGACGGGCCACAUGGGCGAGGAUGAGCUGCGGUGCCGGCUGGGCGGGUAUCGGUUCCAACUGCGGUGUGGCUGUCAUGACGGGUCGUCGUCGUUGUCGUCCGGGAUGCCGACGAUGCGCGUCACGGGCCGCCCAGACUAUGAGGAGCAGCAGACGGAGGAGAGCGGGCGUCUGAAAGACGAGUUUAGACCAGCGGGGUAUCUGGCGCCGAUCAAGCCCGUCGUGCUGCGUACAUGGACCGGCGUCGUUUUCUGGGUUGUCAUUGCGACGGCGACGGGCGUGCUGGUCUGCCUCAAGCAAAAGGACUCGGAGCUAGGUGGUCUCCCGCUGCCAUCCAUGAACCCCGAGGUCAACACGAUGCUGACCAGCUACCUGCCGACCGUCUUUUCCACCCUCGUCGAGCCCGUGUGGGUGCUGCUGAACCGGUACUACUGCAUCCUGCAGCCGUUCUACGACCUCGUCUCCCCGCGGCAGCGCAAGUCGACCGAGCCGGCCAUGCAGUCGCGCUACAUGGCCCUCCCGCCGCAGCUCGUCUUCUGGCGCGCCAUCCGGGCCCGGCACCUCCUCCUCGCGGCCGUGUGCAUGACGGCGCUUCUGGGCAACGUGCUCGCCGUCGGGCUCGGCGCGCUCUUCAAGGAGCUGCCAAAGAGGAUCACCCUGCCGCGGACCUUUGCCGUGCUCCGCCAGCCUGUUCUGGUUGACCUCCAGAUGGGGGGCGGGAAUUCAGCCGUGCGCGGCUCCUCGCUGUACGACGACCCGUACUACGUCGUCAUGGCCAAUUUCAGCUACGGCACCCCGCUGCCCGCCUGGACGACGUCUGACUUUUCUUUUUUGCCUCUGGGCGGUAUCCGUGCGUCUGGCUCCUCUUCCUCAUCCGACUCGAGUCUCUUCUCGGGCGAGACCGUCGGCUUCGGCGUCGACGCCAACUGCCGCGCCGUCGGCACGUACAAGUCGGACGGCCUGCCUCCCGAGGUGCCUGUUUCGUUUCUCAAUGCCGACCCCGCCGCCGUCGCCGCCGCGCUCUGCCCGGCGACGUACCGACUCCAGUCGCCGCUGCUCAACACAACGGGCUAUGAGAUGCCGACGGAGCUGUUGGCCCUCGAAAUCGUCGAGACCGCUGGGUCGGGCUACAGACACACCGUCUGCGAUGAGACGCUCCUCGUCGGCUGGGCGCGGGCUGCCCUCCGCAACCGCACCGGCGAGAUGCACACCUCGCUGGUGGCGUGCAGCCCGACGCUCCGCACCGCGCGGUUCCGCAUCUCGUUUGACCGGGCCGGCCACGUCUUCGACUCAGUCCCCGUGGGCGACUUUGGCUCCGUCUGGCCGUACCAAAACCGCUCACUGGCAAACACGCAGCCGCUCCUGUCGUCUCUGCAUGGAAUGCUCCGGAGCGGGGCGAAGCUCCGCUGGCACAACGACACAGUGUCACACGAUUGGUUCAACUACCUCCUCAAGGUCUACAGCCCGGGCACCUAUGCCGUGACCGAUCCCGCCGCGCCGCUGCCGGACCCCGCCGUGAUGGCUCCGUCCGUGGCGGCCGUCUACCGGACCAUCUUUGCCGCGGUGCUGAGCCUUAACCCGGACAUGUUCCUCGCAGGCGCGCCGCCCGGCGCCGUCGCGACGGGCACGGAGGCGCGGCAGGAGCAGCGCGUCUUCAUAUCGACGUCGGCCUUUGCCGUCAGCGGCGUGGUUCUCGGCGUCUACGUGGCCAUGGCGGUGGCGUACUAUGCUUUGGCCGUCAAGAUCUUCCUGCCGAGGAUGCCGUCCUCGGUUGGGUCCCAGCUGUCGUACAUUGCGCCAAGCAGCAUGGCCACGGCGGCGGAUAUGCGCAAGGGCAUGCGUGUGCUGUUUGGGCGCUAUGUUGGACACAACGGCAGGGCGCAAAUCGGGAUCGACUACGCUGAUAGAAUCGUGCCGCUGGAUAUAAAGAGGCUCAACGAUGGAGAUACGCGGCCCAGGAAGUGGUCAAAUUUACGGUUCAGAAGGCCGCCAAGUAGAGCAGAGACAUGGCUUUAG
Molecule: messenger RNA, 3936 nt
Organism: Akanthomyces muscarius
Lineage: Eukaryota; Fungi; Ascomycota; Sordariomycetes; Hypocreales; Cordycipitaceae
Exons: 4
Coding region: 1-3936 (1311 amino acids)
Source: RefSeq, a predicted model, not a curated record